CAUCCCGUGUAGUACACUACCUACACUUCCUGCUAAUCGAUGUUAUCUUGAAUCGGCUAUGUACGCCUAUGUCCAUCCAUCCUGAUGUUGAUCCUCUAUCCAUGUUGUAGUAGACUGUCGGAGUAAUUGUUUUCGCGACAAUUAUGGCAUCUAGUGAGGUGGGCGAAGUAACCCAACUCGAUAUUUCGAAAAGAAACAUGGCUACGGAUGAAGGUUAUGACAAGAAAUGCAUUUUCUGCAAGAUCGUUAACAAAGAAAUGGGCACGGAGCUUCUUCAUUGUGAUGAAGAGAUUUCAUGUUUCAGAGACAUCAAACCAGGGGCACCACACCACUACCUUAUUGUACCCACCAAACAUGUGGGGAACUGCAAGUCGCUGACUAAAGCUCAUGUGCCGUUGGUGCAACGGAUGGUAGAGGUGGGGAAGGAGAUCUUGGAGAAAAACAAUGUCACAGAUCUCAGUGACGUCAGGUUUGGCUUCCAUUGGCCACCCUUUUGUUCUGUCAGCCAUUUACACCUCCAUGUUUUGGCACCUGCAAGUCAACUCACCUUUAUCUCCCGCCUCUUCUAUAGACUCAACUCCUAUUGGUUUGUCACAGUCGACCAGCUGAUUCAACUUCUCAACUCCAAAAGUGAGACGGAUUGAUAUAGUAUUUUAUAGGAUACCUGGCCUGGCAAGAGGUCAACACAACUGUGAGGUUCCUUGUCGUUCCAUGGACCCUUCGGAAAGAAAGCCUUUGUGAAGAUGAGUGAUCUCAACCCAGUUUGAAGCAGUAGACCCCAAUGAUUUUUAACUCUAGUCCUUCGUGCUUUAUUACAAAUUAUUUCACAAACACAUCUUCUUAUUAUUGUAUUAUUUCAAAAUGUUUUAGAUGGCCAAUAGCAAAUUAAAUGAUUGUAGAUUCAAUCAAAUGAUAUAUUAAGUAAAUUAUUGUAUUCCCCGUCAAGCUCAGUUAGCUUGCAUGAAAGAAACAUGCUUGGUUAUGUUUGACAUGAUGGUAUUGAAUGUAAUGCAUUUUGAUAAUAUUGAAAGAAUGAGGAUUGAGGCCUAUACAGAGCCUACUGAUAAAAUAUAUUAAUGACAAUAUUGAUGAAUAUUCAAUCGUCCUUUAAUGAGCCAAAAGUGUAUCAUUAAGCGGAUGUCUGCUGCAUUCAGGGAACUUAAAUAAUUGUAGUAUAUUUAUUCUGAAGUAACCCUCUCAAACAAAUAUGAUGUAUAUAAGUGUUUGACUACUAUGAAUGUUAAUAAAAGUGUGGAUGCUGCUUCACAGUA
Gadus macrocephalus (Pacific cod) is the source of this 1271-nucleotide messenger RNA. It is a transcript of the gene hint3, whose product is annotated as histidine triad nucleotide binding protein 3. The record is from RefSeq and is a predicted model, not a curated record. The coding region runs from base 144 to 644 and encodes 166 amino acids. The transcript is spliced from 5 exons. Gene Ontology annotation, molecular function: catalytic activity. NCBI's taxonomy places the organism in Eukaryota, Metazoa, Chordata, Actinopteri, Gadiformes, Gadidae.